AUCUUAGGUUGGUAGUUAGAGUUCCUAAGCGCGUUACAACCAGUUUCUCAAUCAGCAUGUCUCGUGAUAGAUUCAGAAACCGUGGUGGCGGCGGAGGAGCUGGAAUGAGUAUAUACCGGCGCGGUAGUAACGGCGGUCGUGGAAUGGGAAUGCACAACUUUCGCGGGCACGGUUAUAUGGAGCAGAACCGCGGGCCUCCGCCACAGCAUCUGAAGCCCCAACUUCAGCAACAAAAACCACCGCAGCAACCUCCGAAUCCCGAAACUCCAAAGCCGCUUCAAACGGUCGCAGCUAAACCUCAGACUCCCGCGCAGACCCCUGCAGCUUCUCCUCAGACAAAGCCUCCCCAAUCUCCGCAACAAAAGCCUCCAAACACCCCGCAGCAGCAGCCGUCUACACCCGCAAAACCUACCACCCCUACACCAGCGCAACAGCCGCCUAAACCCUCUCCCCAGCCUCAACAGAAAACUCCUCAGCAACAGCCUCCGCAGCAGCAACAAAAGACACCUCAGCCGCCACAAAAGCCUCCCCAGCAACCGCAAAAAACACCGCAGCAGCAACUGCCGCCACCGCAGCAGCAGCAAAAAGGUCCGUCUCCGGCUAUGAAGACGCCACAGCAGCUGCAGCAACAACAACAGCAGCAGCAGAGGCCCCGGCCAGGGCCUAACAGCCAGAUCGGCCAGAAAAGGCCUUACCCUGGCCAGUCUCGAUUUUCACAGGCGCCCCCGGUGCAGGGGCCCAGGGAUGAAAAGCCGCUAGAGCAAACAACCUCUGAGGGUAUUAAAGCUUCCUUGUCUCUGCUUCGACGGCCCGGAGAGAAGACCUACACCCAACGUUGCCGACUGUUUGUUGGGAACCUUCCGGCAGAUAUUACAGAGGAAGAGUUUAAAAAAUUAUUCGCAAAAUAUGGCGAGCCAGGGGAAGUCUUUAUUAACAAAAGCAAAGGCUUUGGCUUUAUUAAACUGGAAUCAAGAGCGUUGUCAGAAAUUGCAAAGGCAGAGCUUGAUGAUUACCCUAUGAGGGGCAGGCAGCUACGUGUACGAUUCGCCACGCACUCUGCUGCGCUUUCUGUACGCAACCUUUCUCCUUAUGUGUCCAAUGAACUUCUGGAAGAAGCUUUCAGCCAGUUUGGCCCAGUGGAAAGGGCUGUGGUUAUUGUGGAUGAUAGAGGACGAUCUACAGGAAAAGGAAUAGUUGAGUUUGCAGCAAAGCCUGCAGCUAGAAAAGCUCUGGAAAGAUGCAAUGAAGGAGUCUUCCUCCUAACAACGACUCCAAUGCCUGUUAUAGUGGAGCCGCUUGAACAGUUUGAUGCAGAGGAUGGACUGCCUGAGAAACUUGCUCAGAAAAAUCACUUGUACCAAAAGGAACGUGAGAUUCCUCCUCGGUUUGCUCAACAUGGUACCUUUGAGUUUGAAUAUUCAAAGAGGUGGAAAUCUCUGGAUGAGAUGGAGAAGCAACAAAGGCAACAAGUGGAGAAAAACAUUAAAGAAGCAAAAGAGAAACUUGAAAGUGAAAUGGAAGACGCAUACCAUGAGCAUCAAGCUAAUCUCCUCCGCCAAGAUUUAAUGAGACGUCAAGAAGAGCUAAGACGUAUGGAAGAAAUUCACAACCAAGAAAUGCAGAAGCGCAAGGAAAUGCAGCUGAGGCAAGAAGAAGAACGCCGCAGACGCGAAGAAGAGUUGUUGCUCCGCCAGCGUGACAUGGAAGAGCAAAUGAUGAGGCAGAGAGAUGAUUAUCGUAUGGGUUACAUGGACCCCAGAGAACGGGAGAUGCGCAUGGGAGCAAAUGCAAUGGCUAUGGGAGAUCCAUAUGGCUCUGCAGGCCAAAAGUAUCCUCCAAUGGGACCUGGCAUGGGCUAUGAUGGCAAUCCCGCUGUGGCACAAGCAGCUAUGAUGGGGAGCGACAUGCGCAAUGAUCGUUUUGUCCCAGGGAACGCAGGGACUCCCAAUGCCCAAGGUUCCAGAGGGAUUGGAUCCGUGCCGCCUGCUGCAGCAGGGGCUGGUUAUGGGAGGGCAAGAGAGGACUAUGAAGGUCCAAACAAAAAGCCCAGAUUUUAGAGAGAUCAGUCCCUUUAAAUGUUAAUUUCAAAUGCUCACUUAUUUUUUUUUUAAUUUUCCUUUUUUAGUACUGAAGUAAAAUUUUUACUGAUGCUCAGUUGCUUGACCCAGUAUUUGUGAAUCCUAUUAGUGUAAUGCAGGUCUCGUAAGUCCACAACCCCUCCGUUGUUUUAUGGCAGUGAAUGUUUUUUUUUUUUUUAUAUAUAUAUCUAUAAAAUGCUUCAAACCUUCUGCAGCACAGGGUGUUGCCACUUGCUAAUGCAAACUGAGCAAACAACCCAGAAGCUAAGAAUUAGUCCUACAUGGAUUCCACUUUCUUGGCGAGAUCACAGAUUGACUAGCCGUGCUUCAGUCAUGUCUGCCAGCUGUGCACCCCCUUUUAAAAGCCAGUUGGGCAUCUCGGCACUAUUAACGUGCACCCAAAAGUACGCUGGUACUGUGAAGAUGCUGCUCCAACAAACUGUUGUGCCCCUUUAUAGCUAGAAGCUCGAAAAAAUGGCUGCUGCAGUUCUCUGCAUGCCAGCGGCACGGGGCGUGCAUUAAUGUUCACUUCUCUGGCAAUCAAGGAUUUUAUUCCCUUUUUGAGCAUUUUGUGGCCGGAACAAAAGCUCAGUGAAACUUGUAAUGGGUUGUAUUGAAUAACUUCUAAAUAAAAAACAAAACAAAA
Messenger RNA from Spea bombifrons (plains spadefoot toad), 2724 nucleotides. It is a transcript of the gene SFPQ, whose product is annotated as splicing factor proline and glutamine rich. Gene Ontology annotation, biological process: regulation of DNA-templated transcription. The transcript is spliced from 10 exons. Gene Ontology annotation, molecular function: RNA binding. The record is from RefSeq and is a predicted model, not a curated record. Bases 57 to 2057 code for a protein of 666 amino acids. Lineage: Eukaryota; Metazoa; Chordata; Amphibia; Anura; Pelobatidae. Gene Ontology annotation, cellular component: nucleus.